Arabis nemorensis is the source of this 510-nucleotide messenger RNA. The record is from the annotation of a GenBank genome assembly. NCBI's taxonomy places the organism in Eukaryota, Viridiplantae, Streptophyta, Magnoliopsida, Brassicales, Brassicaceae.
AUGCUGUUGGUUAGCAUCAUUGGCUCCAUCUGUCAGUUAUUUAUAUUGCCGGUAUUGGCUCAUGCCAUUGGAGAACGUAAGGUGUUAUCAACAGGUCUUCUUAUGGAAGUCUUCGGCGCAGGACUUCUCAGUGUUUCAUGGGCAGCAUGGGUUCCCUAUGCUACGACCGUGUUUGUGCCUGGAGUCAUGUUCGUGAUGCCAUCAGUUUAUGGUAUUGCCUCAAAACAAGUGGGAUCUAGUGAACAGGGGAAGGUCCAAGGAUGUAUAUCUGGGGUAAAAUCAUUUGCAGCAGUCGUAGCUCCGUUUGUAUAUAGUCCGUUGACAGCAUUGUUUCUCUCCGAAAAUGCACCAUUCUAUUUCCCUGGAUUCAGCCUUCUAUGCAUCUCCUUAUCCUGGAUGAUCGGAUUCCUUCAAAGUCUUCUGAUAAAAGAUGUUCCGUCACCAUCAACGAACGAAGCAAUCAUCAACACUUCAACUGAGGAAUUAAGCUUAACAAGAGAUAACUCAUAA